Molecule: messenger RNA, 4889 nt
Organism: Lytechinus pictus (painted urchin)
Lineage: Eukaryota; Metazoa; Echinodermata; Echinoidea; Temnopleuroida; Toxopneustidae
Product: hydroxyacyl-coenzyme A dehydrogenase, mitochondrial-like
Exons: 8
Coding region: 107-1039 (310 amino acids)
Biological process (GO): fatty acid beta-oxidation
Cellular component (GO): mitochondrion
Molecular function (GO): (3S)-3-hydroxyacyl-CoA dehydrogenase (NAD+) activity; NAD+ binding
Source: RefSeq, a predicted model, not a curated record
GCAUGCAAGUCAUCGUACACCGUCGAGCGUGUGGUAGCAUAACCGACUUGAGACUUGAGUACAGCAGAAAUCAUCUAUUUUCGACUCUUUUAACAUCAUCUUCAAGAUGGCAUUUGCAACGAAAGUAAUCUCCCGUAGUAUGGUAACAUCUGCAGCAAGAAUGGCAGCUAUUAAGAAUGUCACAAUCAUAGGUGGAGGUCAAAUGGGUGCCGGUAUUGCUCAGGUAGCAGCACAGAGUGGACAUGCAGUCACUGUUGUGGAUCUGAGUCAAGAUGUCUUGGACAACUCCAAGGCCUACAUCCAGAAGAGCUUGGCCCGUGUCGCUAAAAAGAAAUACGCUGAAGACCCAGAUGGCGGCAAAGAGUUUGUGAACUCCAUCUUGGGAAAUAUCAGUAUGGUUACCGAUGUGGAGGGCCCGGUGGGCACAGCAGACCUUGUGAUAGAAGCCAUCAUUGAAAACAUCAAGAUCAAACAAGACCUCUUCAGCAAGUUAGACAAAAUAGCACCAGCAAACACAAUCUUUGCAAGCAACACAUCAUCAUUACAAAUCUCAGACAUCGCCAGUGUAACGUCAAGAAAAGACAGAUUUGGUGGACUUCAUUUCUUCAAUCCAGUAUCCAUGAUGAAACUAGUUGAGGUGGUGAGAAUAAACGAUACAAGUGAUGAGACGUAUAACAGCCUUAUGGAUUUCUCAAAAGCUGUUGGCAAGACACCAAUCACAUGCAGAGAUACCCCAGGCUUUGUUGUGAACAGGUUGCUCGUACCAUACAUGGGUGAAGCAAUAAGGAUGGUAGAAAGAGGUGAUGCUACCAUGAGGGAUGUGGACAUUGGUAUGAAGCUUGGAGCAGGUUAUCCCAUGGGACCAUUUGAGCUGGUGGACUACGUUGGUGUAGAUGUUAUCAAGUUUAUUCUGGAUGGAUGGAGCGAAUCUUUCCCCGAUGAGCCUCUCUUCAAACCGAGCAAGAUGAUCAAUGAGCUGGUAGCAGAAGGCAAGCUCGGUGUGAAAACGGGCGAGGGUUUCUACAAAUACAACAAAUAAAGAGAUCUAUUCAUUAUACAUUCCUUGGGAGCAUUUCACGAAACAAAAUGUCAGUGAUUUUCACAGACUCUUGUUAUAAGCUACUAUAAACGACUUCAUCUGAUUUGAUGAGAGUGAAUUAGCUAGUGAAAGUCACUGAUUUUUGUUUCAUGGAAUGCGCCCCUUAUAUUGCACUCUAAAAACAGUCCAUGUCUGGAAGACUUGGGGUGUUUAUAGAAAGUUGUCAGCACUGACUGUUACCAUAGUCACAGUUAGAGACCAAAGCUUCUCAGCCAAUCAAAACCAAGGAUAUCAAUGACAUUGUCAGAGCUGACAAGUUCCUUUAAACGCCCUACAGGACCUUGGUACAUGCUGGUUAGAAGAUGACAGGUUGUGGCUGGGUCGAUAAACCCUUGUAUCUCAAAAUUUAAAUAUUUUGAUGACAGCUCAGAAUAAGAUAGAUCUUUAUAGAGUAAUAACAUGGGUAGCAACCUUCUUUUGCCUCAAAAGAGUUCUUCACAGGUAUCAGGAGACUGUUUUCAGACAAUAUGAGACUGCCACCAUUGCUAUAUUUUUAAAAUGCAGCCUUUUUUAAGCUGCUCUAAUUUUUUUUUUUUUUUAAAUACGAGGUUUUAUCAGCCCUGCCACAACGUAUGGGUAACUUCAUAAAAUAUGGAUGUCCGACCCACUGUAUGUGGGACCUUUGGUUGGUUUGGACUCUGUUUUAUACGUGUGAAUAUGGCAUCAGACCUUGCAAUCUAGUCUUAUUUGAAGUGCCACAGUGUUUCAUCUUUCACCUUUUUCAAUCAAUUAUAAAAAUUAUAAAAUAAACUCACAUUGAGUUUUGCUCCCUUUAAUCCAAGAAAUACAUUAUUGUGUGAUUUUAGAAUGCAACAAGCAAUAACUCAAAGAGUAUAUGUUUGCACUUUUGUUUGUGUUUGUAAUUUUUGUUUUCAUGAUUUCAUGAAUAUAAGUUGCAAUGAUGAUAAUUAUAUUAGGACAAUUCCAUAUUAAAUAUCAGCCUUUGUUUUCGUCUGACCCACAUUUUUUUCCAUUCUUCACAUCUUGGACUGCUGAAAGCAUGAUAUUGUGAAAACAUUUCAAUCUCUUAUAUGAACUAAAAAGUAGUGACAGACCACAUCAGAAAGGUUCAACACAUGGGGGUAGGGCAUACAUGCUUUUUAGAAUUGCCCAUUAAUUACUAUUGCUUACAUUGUGCCUACAUGUAACACUUACAGUAAAUGAUAACAUAUUUUUGUAAACACUGAAUUAUUUUGAGCCUGAAAUCUUUGUAAUUUUAUGAGAACUAAUGCUAAUUAUGUAUAAUAAUUAACAUCAUUUAUAUAGCGCUUAUCACAAAGAAUGUCUCUAAGCGCUUAAGGAAAAUAAAUAGGAAGACAAGAAAUUUCAGCUAAAAUUAAACUAUACAUGUUGAAAGUUGAAAGUAGACAGUUGAAGUAUGUAGAGUAUGCAACCCAGUGUCUCAAAUCUGUCUACAUGCCAUCUUCAAAACCACCUCCAUCAGAUAAAUAGUGCUGGGGGUGUUUCACAAAGAUUUAAGUAUGACUUAGAGCCGCACUUAAAUGCAUAGUUGCGCUGGGUAUAAAAGGCUUGACCGCAUUGGUCAGAUCAUGCCAAGAGGAUGCGCACUACUGCGUAUUGAUCAAUAAGAUUGCGCGUUGCAUAUCAUGUACGCGUAGGGAUUUAAGUGCGAUUUAAGUCAUACUUAAAUCUUUGUGAAACACCCCCCUGGUAGUGUUUAUGGUGCAAAAGGUUCUCAUUCAAUUUGCAUAAUUUUACCUUUUGAUAUUUAUACCAAAAAAAAAACACAAAUAGAAAGGAAAAACUAAAUAAAAGCAAUACAAUCACAGUUAUAUCUUGUAGAAGAUAUUUUUUAAAAUUGAUCUGAUGUGGUUUUGAAACCUCAAUUCACGUAUUCCUUAUAUUUGUCUUUCUUUUAAAGUUGCAUGAGGGUUAAUGUUUUAUGAUCAAAUUUAUUUCACAUAUCUUAGAUAUGUGUAUUUAUGCUAAGAAAAUACAAUCUCUGUUUUUAGUCAUUUUUUUGGUUCAAUUUUCAUACAGUAUUAGUUAUCUGAGCGCUUAAGGUUUCUUCUGAUAUAUUUCUUUGAAUGCGAUUCAGAUUCUUGAAAUGAGAAAGGCAUCAAGUCAUCUGGCAAACGGGUAAUCUCAAUGUCUUGUAACAUGAAAUUAUGAUAUUUAUUAUAAUCAUUGUAAUAACAGUGAUAAAAGAAGUAUUCAUGUCUUGUAUAUCACCACUUAACUUCUCUAUGGGCUUCCAAAGGGGCCUUUGAUAUUAUCAACCUGACUUUAGCCCCGGCAGGCCUUUUACACUGCACAAGUAUUUCAAGGAAUAAAUUCCUGCUAUUAACUUGUAAUUACAAGUUAAAUGAGAUUACUAGAACAACAUACUUGCUUAACGUGGUGUUACUAUUGCUGACAGAAUAUGAAAUGAAAUUGAGUUUGAUUUAACGCUUUUAUUGUUACCAGUAUAAAUGCAUGAUUUGGAUGUUACUGGAUUCGAUUAGAUGCAUCUUUAAUGAAGCUCAUGUAUUCACUUUUUUUUAUACUGGAAGUAUGCAGGGUAUGAUUAUUAAAGGUCAAGUCCAACUCAGAAAAAGGUUGAUUUGAAUUGAUAGAGAAAAAUCAGACAAGCAUAAUGCUGGAAAUUUCAUCAAAAUCGGAUGUAAAAUAAGAAAGUUAUGACAUUUUAAAGUUUCGCUUAUUUUUCACAAAAUAUACAUGCACAAUUUAGUCACAUGCAAAUGAGAGAAUCAAUGAUGUCACUCACUAUUUCUUUUGUUUUUUAUUGUUUGAAUUAUACAAUAUUUCAAUUUUUACAGAUUUGACAAUAAGGACCAACUUGACUGAACCAUAAAAUGUUAAACAAUGGUCAUUCCACAUGUCCAGGGAGAAAUAAAACUUUGUUCCACAGGACAAUGCAGAGAAAAUUGGAAUAUUUUGUAUAUCAUAUAAUGAAAUACAAAAGAAAUAGUGAGUGAGUGAUGUCAUCAGUUCUCUCAUUUGCAUACCAACCGGUAUGUGCAUAUAACUGUUUUGUGAAAUUAAGCGAAACUUUGAAAUUUCAUAACUUUCUCAUUUUACAUCCAAUUUUGAUGAAAUUUUCAGCAUUGUGCUUGUCUGAUUUUUCUCUAUUUAUUAAAAUCAACAUUUUUCUGGGUGGACUUGACCUUUAAAGGCUUCAAUUAUACUUUUCCAUUGAAAGAUUAACUUUGUUCCUGAUAGUAUUCAAAAUUAUCUCAGGAUGAUUGCAAAUGGGUGUUUAUUAUGCACCUAAGAAUUGUGGUUUGUUGCAAAUAGGAAAGCAUUAGAAUCACCAAAACGAUGAUGAUAAAGAGUAAUUUCACUAUUUCUGCUUACAUCCAUGUUCAUGCUCUCUACACAGAAAGGCAUGUAUUGGACUAAGCGCUAAUGGCCACCCCGACCGGUCCAUCUGUGUGAUGAAUACGAUACUCAGGUCCAUUUGAAGACUAGUCCAGCCUUUGCAAAAUACAAUUGUUUAGCUCACAGUGAUUAUUUAUAGCUAUCUUUAUCAGAACUCUAUGUUCUAUUUCGCUCAUUUUCUCCCCCCCUCCCCCUUCUCUCUCUUACUUUAUUAUACAUUUUGAUUUAUCCUUGUUGCAUGUUUAUGAUUACCAGACCGAAUUAUGAAUUUUGAGACACUGAGAUGAAAGCGUUAAUGGAAAUCCGUCUUUAUUCACUGGAAAAUGUUUUGAUGUUUUAUUUCUGUUAUGAUUUGUGCCUAGAUUUUAUCAUAUUUGAUCAAAUGUCAUUGAAUGUGUGAAAUAAUAUUUCAAUAAAGGAAAUAAAAAAAAACUUUCAGUGCAUUAAA